AUGCGUCAAGAUCUACAACAGAAGCUCUACGCCGAAUUCCCCCAGCUGCUUGCGCAUUUGCCAGGCAUAGAGACCGGCGACGGAUGGUACGAUAUUCUGUACCGUAUGUCAUGGAGGAUAUGUAAUUAUGCGGUCCUCACCUAUGGCGUGGCCGGCCUGGAGCGUGUAGCCCUGGGUUGUGUGAAGGAGAAGUUUGGUGGGCUUCGGGUGUACAUGGGUGUGCAGGAUCCUCAAAUCGAGGAUAUAGUACGUGAGGCUGUGGAUGAGUCCUGGCGUACGUGUGAGCGGUGUGGUCACGACGGCGAGCUGCGACGGGGUGCGUGGUUGGUGACUUUGUGUGACGGCUGUCAUGGGGCGCGGUAG
This is a messenger RNA of Pochonia chlamydosporia 170, 363 nucleotides long. RefSeq lists its product as hypothetical. Bases 1 to 363 code for a protein of 120 amino acids. The record is from RefSeq and is a predicted model, not a curated record. Lineage: Eukaryota; Fungi; Ascomycota; Sordariomycetes; Hypocreales; Clavicipitaceae. The transcript has a single exon.